Messenger RNA from Amborella trichopoda, 2665 nucleotides. Its product is annotated as Protein kinase superfamily protein. The record is from RefSeq and is a predicted model, not a curated record. Gene Ontology annotation, biological process: protein phosphorylation. NCBI's taxonomy places the organism in Eukaryota, Viridiplantae, Streptophyta, Magnoliopsida, Amborellales, Amborellaceae. Gene Ontology annotation, molecular function: ATP binding; protein kinase activity.
UUUUUUCAUUAACUAAACAAGGUGUCAAAGCGGCUCAUCGAGCGAUGACAACCAGAGAAAAAUAAUACGAGCGACUCUUCCCUGUAUAUGUUGCCGCUUAUGGUGGGAACAUUCUCUCUCCCCUUGUGAUCUACCCUCGCUCUCUUUCUCUGUCUCAUACGCCUGCACUUUCUCUCUUUCUCUAUUUUCAUGGAGCUCAUUCGCCAUCGAAUGCGCAGUCACCAUUUAUUUGUGGAAAAAUUGAGGCCGGCAACACUGAAACUUUAACAAUUUGUCGAUAUUACUGAAAUCUUUUUGAAGCUUUUACAUCAAUUCUCUCUCUCUUUCUCUCUCUUACUUUUUCAGUUGAAAGUAUUAUCCGCAAGCAUCAUCCGCUAGAAGUGAGUGCUGCUGUUACUGUUCAAAGCAGAGAAAAAGAAAAGAAAGCACAUAAGGAGGAGAGGCUGAUUAAAUCUUAAACCAGAAGUUACAUAGCACAGUCAAUGAUCCCGUUCAGCAUUUUCGGCAUAAAUAUAUAAAUGGAAGGAAGCAGCAUUAGUAAACCCCUUGCUACAGAGUCUUUUGAGUAUGAACUCUAUGGAGGAGAUGCUGAACACCUUAAAACCGUUGUGGCUACACCAAAUCAAAUUAGUCCAUGGAUUGAUCCUGGAGUUUUAAAGCUUAAGCAUAGGAUUGGGAGAGGUCCUUUUGGUUAUGUCUGGUUGGCAACUCUUCAUCAGUCUACUGAAGAUUAUGACGAGUACCAUGAAGUUGCUGUGAAGAUGUUGAAUCCUAUAAAAGAGGCUGACAUGCAGGCUUUUAUUCCCAAGUUUGAAGAUUUAUUUCUCAAGUACCAAGGAUUGCAAAAUGUUUGCUUGCUGAGGGGAAUUUCUAUAAAAAAUGGAAGGGUUUGCAUCGUUAUGAAGUUUUACGAGGGCUCUCUUGGAGACAAAAUGGCUUUCCGUGAAGAAAAUAAGCUUGCAUUAACUGAUGUUUUGAGGUAUGGAGUUGACUUGGCUCAAGGGAUAUUAGAACUGCACACAAAGGGGGUGUUGGUGCUUAAUCUUAAACCUUUUAACUUCCUUUUGAAUGAACUUGACCAAGCUAUUUUGGGUGAAUUUGGGAUUCCGAUGCUCCUCCUUGGAAUUUCAUUGUCAAGUUCCAAUGUGUCUUUGAGACUUGGUACACCAAACUAUAUGGCUCCAGAACAAUGGGAACCUGGUAUUAGAGGGCCAGUUACCCAUGAGACUGACUCAUGGGGAUUUGGUUGCAGCCUUGUCGAGAUGUUGACUGGCGUUGAGCCUUGGUGUGGGAAAUCAGCUGAUGAAAUAUAUCGUUUAGUUGUGAUCAAACAAGAAAAACCAGAAAUUCCAAGUGGUUUGCCUCCUGCUGUUGAAAAUGUAGUUCAUGGAUGCUUUGAGUAUGACUUGCGUAAUCGGCCUUUUAUUGCAAAUAUUCUGGAGGCUUUGAAAAGUCCGACUACUGUCUAUGGUGAUAGCAAGUGGAUCGCUCUCACAGACAAAAACUUUGACAAGCAAAGUGGCAGGAACCCCACCGAGUGGUUCCUUUCAAAGGACCAACUCCAAGAGGGUGACAUUGUGCGUUCCAGAAAGCCUUCCAACUCUUGUGGACAAGAAAAUAUGGAUAUCCCUGGAGGCAAAGUUGUGAGCCCUGAACGUGAUGGUUUUGUCCUAGUUAGGGUUCACAGCUUCCAUGACCCCUUGAGGGUUCACAUUCACACUCUCGAAAGAGUGACCUCGGGAUUUGCUUCAGGAGAUUGGGUUCGAUUGCGCAAUGAGGACAACAAGAAACAAUCUCCAAUAGGCAUUCUUCACUCGAUUGAUCGAGAGGGCAAUGUGCUUGUUGGGUUCAUAGGAAUGCAAACUCUAUGGAGAGGCCACUGCACUGAGCUUUUGAUGGCUGAGUCCUUUUGUGUUGGUCAGUUUGUCAGGAUUAAGGUGAGCUUGUUGGCUCCAAGGUUUGAGUGGCCUCGAAAGAGAGGUGGAGUUUGGGAAACAGGCAGGAUUUGCCAAAUUCUUCCUAAUGGUUGCCUUGUGGUGAGGUUCCCUGGUAGGCUUUAUUUUGGGGAGGUUAGUGACUCUCUUGCUGAUCCAUCGGAGGUCGAAAUGGUGAGUUUUAGCAAUUGUGUUGGGGUGGUUAAGAAAUAUCAGCACCUCGAAGACUAUCAUUGGGCUGUGAGGCCUUUGGUUAUUGCAUUGGGUUUAUUAACUGCAUUGAAAGUGGGGUUAUUUGUGGGGAAAAGUGUGCGGAGGUCGAGGAGGAAGAGGGGUGGCAUCAGAGGUGGUGCAUCUGGUCAGGUUGAUGUGAGAGAUGGAGAUGGUGGUGGCAACCCUGUGUGGCUUCCACCAAAUGUGGCUCACAUCCUUUUCUGUUCUGGUUGACUCUUGAAGGUAUUUGAAUAUCUCUCUCUCUCUCUCUCUCUCUGCACAGGGUACCUGCCUCUGCCUGUCUAUAAGUGCAGUUCAGCAGUGUGACUCUUAUGUAAUAGUCUUGGACUUGUGUUAUCUGGUCAGGAAUCUCAAUGGCCUAGUGUAAAUAUGCUUUGCAAAUUCUAACUUAUUACUGAAAGUUGAACUCUUUAACUUAUAGUUUGAACUAUUAUAUACUGUUAUAUAUGAAGUUUGACAGUUGGAUGCAACAAAGUUCAACAAAUAUAAUUUGGGUC